Molecule: messenger RNA, 1765 nt
Organism: Hordeum vulgare subsp. vulgare (domesticated barley)
Lineage: Eukaryota; Viridiplantae; Streptophyta; Magnoliopsida; Poales; Poaceae
Product: protein HEAT STRESS TOLERANT DWD 1-like
Exons: 13
Coding region: 98-1546 (482 amino acids)
Molecular function (GO): protein binding
Source: RefSeq, a predicted model, not a curated record
GCCGCCAAUUAAUCUGCGCCUCCGUCUCCUCCAGCUCCGACCCCCCCCCCCCCCCCCCCCCCCCUCCUCUCUCUGGGGUCAGACCUAAGGCGUCUUUAUGGGUCGCACAGUCAAGAAGGCUGGCAAGUCCAAGUCGAAGAAGGGCAAGGGAGCGAAGAAGGCUGAUGCUUCGUCGUCUGCCGCCGCCGCUGUGGCUUCUGGUCCGGCAAAGGUGUGGCAACCAGGUGUAGAUGCACUCGAGGAGGGAGAGGAGCUCCAGUUUGAUCCCGAGGCUUACAACUAUCUCCGAGGAUUUAGUAUUGGGUGGCCUUGCUUGAGCUUUGAUGUUGUGCAAGAUCAACUUGGGCUUGUCCGAUCAGAGUUCCCACACACAUUAUACGGCGUUGCUGGAACUCAGGCUGAAAAGGCUCCAUGGAAUUAUAUUGGCGUUUACAAGCUUUCCAACAUAAACGGGAAGAAGCGGGAACCUAUACCAUCUUCAAAAGUUGAGGCUGACAGUGAUAUGGAUAGUGACAGCAGCAGUGAUGAAGAAGAAGAGGAGGAAAUUAAUGAGGAUAUAAAGCCCAUCCUACAUCUAAAAAAGGUGGCCCAUGCGGGGUGUGUAAACAGGAUACGCUCCAUGGCUCAACAACCACACAUAUGUGCUACAUGGGGAGACACAGGUCAUGUUCAGGUGUGGGACUUCAAAUCCUUCCUUAACUCAAUAGCAGAUUCACGGCCAGUUGCACACAAAGAAGACGACAUAAUCCAUAAUCAUGUACCUUUGAAAAUAUUCAAUGGCCAUAAAGAUGAAGGAUAUGCAAUUGAUUGGAGUCCACUUGUUACUGGAAGACUUGUUUCUGGUGAUUGCAACAGUCGCAUUCAUCUCUGGGAACCAUCUUCGAGCACUUGGGAUGUACAUACAGAACCAUUUGUUGGACAUUCCGCAAGCGUUGAAGAUCUACAGUGGAGUCCCACAGAAGCCGACGUAUUUGCUUCUUGUUCGGUGGAUGGAAGGAUAUGUAUUUGGGAUGUUAGGACCAAGAAGGAACCCUGUAUGUCUGUUAAGGCUCACAAUGCUGAUGUCAACGUUAUCUCCUGGAAUCGGCUAGCUAGCUGUAUGAUAGCUUCAGGAUGCGACGAUGGCAGUUUCUCAGUUCGUGAUCUUAGAUUAAUCAAGGACCCAGACUCAAUGGUAGCGCAUUUCGAGUACCACAAGCACCCGAUUACAUCUGUGGAAUGGAGCCCACAUGAAGCAUCAACUUUGGCUGUAUCAUCGGCCGAUCAUCAACUCACAAUUUGGGAUCUUUCAUUGGAAAAAGAUGCAGAAGAGGAAGCUGAAUUCAGAGCAAAGAUGAAAGAGCAGGCAAAUGCUCCUGAAGAUUUGCCCCCGCAACUUCUCUUUGUUCAUCAGGGCCAGAAAGAUUUGAAAGAAUUGCACUGGCACCCACAGAUACCUGGGAUGAUCGUGUCAACAGCAGCGGAUGGCUUCAACGUGCUGAUGCCCAGCAACAUAGACACAACCAUAGCUGGGGCAGACAAACCUACUUUAGCACCACUUGGCUAAUUUCCAAGGCUUAUAAAAUAUCUGAAUAUCUUCCUAGGCUAAGCGCAAUACUGCGAGUAUCUAUCUUUUUUUUUCUUCAGUAUCAUGUAUUUUAUGUUUCUCGUUUUGUGGAGAAAACCAUCUAAGUUUUGUGUAAGAGAUAUUGUGGAUAACCAGUCAGGUCAUCCUGGAUCAUACUCACCAAAUUAGCUAAUCCAGAUGGUCCACUGUUGACACAAA